Patiria miniata (bat star) is the source of this 6329-nucleotide messenger RNA. RefSeq names its product START domain-containing protein 10-like (gene stard10). The record is from RefSeq and is a predicted model, not a curated record. The coding region runs from base 276 to 1088 and encodes 270 amino acids. Gene Ontology annotation, molecular function: lipid binding. NCBI's taxonomy places the organism in Eukaryota, Metazoa, Echinodermata, Asteroidea, Valvatida, Asterinidae. The transcript has 6 exons.
CGUGCAACGUAUACGUACAGAUACUACACCUGUUAUGACGUGUGUACGUGGGAGUCUCUCUGCCUUCUGGACUCUUCUUUUCUAGCGUUUCUGACGAUAAAUUAGGGGAAAAUUAUGCCGAAUUCCUGAACCUCCACGAAGGGGAGUCGUUUACAAUUCACCUGCCCACUGCUUAAAUUUACUGAAAUCGUUCAUUGCGGAAAACACAGGCCUACGAAUUGUUUUUGUGUCUGACAAUUUCACCUGUUCAACCUGUUCACCACACGCGUGUUUCUAUGGAGGAGAAUGGAGUAGUGCGUGUUGCAGACGACGAGGAUUUCAAGUCGUUUCGUCGGCUGGCUGAUGGAGUAGAAGGAUGGUCCAAUAAAUACGAUAAAAACGGGAUUAGAGUAUGGCUGCAAAGCAAGUUCGAUCCAGAGACGAGAAUACGACUGAUAAAGGUUCACAAAAUGUUACAUGACGUUAGUGCGGCAACAACAUACGAUGUGCUUCAUGACGCCGCUUACAGGAAAAAAUGGGACCGCACGAUGGUGGAAGGUUUUGAGCUGUGCAAAGUCAACUGGACAAAUGAUAUUAGCUAUUAUCAAAUGAAGUGUCCGCCACCCUUGAGGAACAGAGACUUUGUGAUGCAGAGAACGUGGUUGGACACGGGCACCGAGUACAUUAUCUUCAAUCAUUCAGUAUACCACAAGAAAAUUCCACCCAAGAAAGGCGUCAUCAGGGGUUACUCCUACCUGACGGGAUACCUCGUAAGACCCAAAGGAUCCAAUGCCUGUGAGAUUACUUACGUAACAAAAUCAGAUCCCAAAGGUUCCAUCCCAUCAUGGAUGAUCAACAAAUUAGCUCACAUUUUUGCUCCAAAGGUCGUGGACAGACUACACCAGGCGUGUCGAGACUACCCCAAAUGGAAGAGCAAGCACGACCCCCGCUACAAGCCCUGGCUGUACCCGGAGCAGAUGUCCCUCCCCCCGCUGGACCCUAGUGACCUGUUGAGCAAAGAGGAGUGCAUUUCGGACAAUUCGCUGGACGAGAGCGACAUCAAGGAGGAGGAUUUUAAAGACAGCGACUUGCAAGAUGAAGACUUUUGAUGCAAGUCAAGGCAAAAUUUUUAUCUGAUCCAGGUGUCCAAAAUUGAACCAAAAAGAGAGAUAAAGUGAGCGUCUUCAACUUAGUUCGAUAUUUUUAUACUUAAAGUAACUGAUUGUCCUGUAGGUGUUUGAUAAUUUUGCGAGUGCGCUGAAGGUGAGGGUUGAUUAAAUUAUUUUUUGGCCAAUUUUAAAAGGCUUCCAAUCUGAAGAUAUGAAAAUAUGCUCAUUUUUGGUUACAUGUAGGUGUGAAGUAAUCUUUAGCAGCAUGCGUUAAACAUGUAUCUGAUACACAGAUUCGGUGGCUACAAAUGUACGUCUUCUCCCAUUCAUCAGCACCUUUUUUGUUAAUUUUUUUUUUUAUUUACUCCUCACAAAACACGCAAUAGCUUACGGACAUGCAAUAUUAUAUUCAUCUACAUAAACACCUACGUUUAUUGCCUUUAAAACGGUGGUGUUUUCUACAAUGUACGUCGACACACCUAACUUUGUUUUCACUACAAAUUUACUUAUUGUGACUGAUCUUGCAACUGUGAACUGAUACUCGAAAAAGUUCUUAAGAAAUGAUGCAAGAAGUAUGUCUUCAGACUAGUUUAGAUUUCAUCGGAGAUAUUCACUCAAUGAUGAACUCCAUAGAAGUUCAGCAUGCGCAUGUAGUUUGACGAGUUGAACCUAUUGAGUUGGAGGAAUUCAGUACAAUAAUAAGGUAUAGUGGGAGGAUCUGAAUAUUGCUACUUGGUGCUCCUGAAUUUAAUUCAUUUUUUCUAGUACUAGUUGCUUCCUCUUAUUCUUGUGAAUGUUUCAAGGGAAAAUAAGUUAGGGAGAUUUUUUUUUAUCGCUGGUAUUUUUGCAAAUAUAAAACGACUGUGGGACAAGGCAUUCACGUGUAAGCAGAUGUGACAUUUUUAAGAAAAGAAGAUUCACAAUUUUCUGUAUAUUUUAGAAAUAUGAAAUUUCAAGAUGCAAGAAAAGAAUCAGCUUUUUUGAAGGUCAAUGUUUAUAUGUAUAUAUUUGCAUACACACAAGUACUUCUUCAGUAAAAGCUCAAGAUAGCUACUCUGAAUACAACAAGCAUAAUAUGCACCAUGAAACCAUUUUUGACCGACUUGCUGCCAAAAAGAACCUCUAAGUCAGAUUGCGUGUACAUUCCUUGAACGCAUAUUAAGGCGACAUUGAAAUUCCAAAUAAAAGAUUUUUUUUUUCAACCAGAUAAGGUUUUAAAGAAUCAGAGGAGUAAACAGAUUGUUUACUGUUGUAGAGCUCAGUAAGUCAAUUUUCCACUGCUUAUAAACGACCUUUCUGUGGUAAAUCCACAUUAAAGGUUCAUAAAAUCCAAGAACUUGAGACAAUACCUCGUGUUAAGUGAAACAAUUCUUUGUUCUGCUAUGUGUACUUUGAUAGCAAGAGCACAGUACUUAUGUAGACAUUAUUCCUUAAAUGGAAUCAUUCCUUUAAAAAUAGGAUUUUGUUCAUAAAUACAAGUCACUUAGUGUAUUUUUUUGACGGUGUACCAUGAAGAGUAUUUGAAAAGGAAAUACACCAACUCUUUGAAACAGAGAUUUAAUAAGGCGUUCAUUCCAAUAUUUUACAGAUCUAUUUUAUAAUAGGUCCAAGAUGAUACGUAAUAUAAAAUAUCACAUGCUCACUUUUACUGACUAAUUACAAACAAACAAAAAUUGAAGAAAAAAAAAGUCUUGACCAAGUAUUAGGGUAAUUUUGGUGUUUUUUUUUUUUUUUUUUUGCUUUCAGGUAAAUAUACCCAAAACUGUUAUGGGAAUCAACCAUGAUCGAUCAGAUUAAAUGAUAAUUUUCGCAUAACAUUAUCAAUUUAGAGAAUGCAAAAGCAUAGAGACGAUUUGAUUCAAACUUAAUUUCAAGUGUCCUUCAAACAAUGUUGAAUAUUGGAGUAUAAACAAGUUGAGCAAUAACACGACUUAUUUAUUUAAAUGCAGAAAGUAUUUUUUUUAAACAGGUUUACGAGAGAGAUUGUAUUUAGUUGCACCAUAAGAACAAAGGGAAUUCAGUAGACAAUGACAAACAUCACAAUGAAACUGCAGUACAUGACAUCAUGUGAUUUCUCUGCGUUUGCUUUCUAAUGAAGUUGGAACAUACUCAAACAAUUUGUUUUUUCACUUUUCAUUUUUUUCCUGUAAGUAUAUUACAUGUAUUUACAUAUUUCUAAAUUUAAUGUGCACAAUUCACCCACAAUGUCAAUCUUACCCCUUACAGAAUUUGAAUAUGCUCUAAAAUUUGAAAAUUGCUGUAAAAAUACUGUCAAGAAUCCCAUCUCGAUUAUGAUGGAGGCGUUUCAGUUAUAAUUGUUAUAUUUACUUGAAUUAGCUGAUGUUUCAUUUGCAGAAUAAACCAAUGCUAUAAAAAAAAGUUGCUUUCAAAAUUUGAAAAGUAUAGCUUUGCAGGCUCCAAGGCAUUGUGGAACAUUGACAAUUAUAUUAUGUAGCAGAGUUGACAAGUAUAUUCCUUUUUCUUUUUUAUUUCCCUGCAGUACUGUUUCAUUUUUUUAAAUAAAAUAAACUUCAAAGAUAAAAUAAACUUCAACAAAGAUAAUUUCAAGACAACACCAAAUGACAUUCAUUUGUAGUCUAACGUAAUUGUUUUCAGGUUUUUUAAAUUAAUGUACAAGAAGCUUUUUACUUUUGAAUCUGAUUGUUCAUUCACCACUUCAACCUCAAUAUGUACACGUAUAAUUAUAUUGUUGAAUAUUAAUGGAUUCAGGCAAGAUCUGUGUAGUGAUUUAUAGUGCAGUCAAGGGACCAACACAUUAUCUCAUUCCAUCAAAUAUUAUAUCCUUCCUUAUUUAAAAAGCAUCUGCAUUGUUGAAAUAUAGCAUGGACAAUCGGAAACAUCUGGAUUUAUUCUGUGUGUUGUACUUACAAAAAACAUUGAUCUUUUAUGUUGGUAAGAGGAGAGACCACUGCCAAAAAAAUUGACUUUGUGUGGGGCUGUGAUUGACUACUUCAUUUGUUUUUAACAGAAAAUGUCUAUUUGUUUCUAACCAAAAAAAAAGAAAAAAAAGAAAAAGGUCCCGCAUAGGGUCGAAACGUUAAGCCCUCUAAUUUUGUUGAUUUGUAUAUUUCAGGUCAAUACAGUCAAUUAGCAUUUUGAAGCAACUUUAGUCGUUUUCAUUUUCAAUAAAAUGUCUUAAUUUGCAUCCGUAAAAUGUGCUUUUGCAAUAGCGAACAGGGUCCUAAUUGUACAAAAAAAAACAUGUUUCAAUUGUAUAAUCCAAAUCGUAAAUUUCUCUCUAUAUUUUUUAGACCCUAGCAGCUGUUCGAUCAUAUAGCUUUCUGAUAUUUGGUGUUUCAGUUAAUUAGUCCGUUGUGCAUAGGAUGGCUGAUUGGCUGUACAAAAAACUAAUUUGCGGUAUUUUGACCCAACUAGGAAAUUGCCAAUUUUGUUAACACCUAUAAAAAUGCAACCUAACUCACAAUGUUAUGACAUGUAAUACAAGGCAAUUACGUAUCAAUGACAUCAAUAUACAAUAGAUGAAAUGAUAGUCACUGAUGAGAAAGCCAGUUGUCUCAAUACAGGGCAAUAUUCAGUAAUUUUAAACGUCAGCCUAAGCGCUUGGCAGCGCAUAUCCAAUCAUCAAUUUGGCAAAGAAGCUUACGAUGCACGGUCAUAAGCAAUCAUCCAUUGUAGAUCAUGUUUAUGUGUGGAUAUUAAAGACGCAUGUAGGAAUAUAUUAUGCACAUGUUGCUUGGUACACAAAUUAUGUUUUAUUGGAGCGGGGUUUGAACCUACGACCUCCGGAUUGCCGUUCUGGUGCUCUACCAACUGAGCUAUCCAGCCCUAUGUUGGUGGUUCCCUAAUUUGUCAAUGUCUUUGUUCAAGGGGCGCUAGUCAGAAGCACCUAAUCAGUUUCUCUUUGCGAUUUACAAUGUUUUGAAAAUUAUGUUUAAAUACCUAUUUCUGAUGUGUUUGUACAUGUAAUACACAAUAGCUUUUCAAUUUUAGGCAAUUCAGCACUUGAAUAACAGGUCUUCAAUCUCUCAGCAUGAACAUGUUUGAGUAAUUUAUAUUGCAAAUGACUUUGACUAAUACGAAAUGUGUUGACCAAAUGUCAAUGUGUUAACUCUUCAUGAAUUAACGUUUCCAUUUAAUAGUUUCUACUGGGCCUCUAAAUUUGACUUUCUUUGUUGGUAUUUCAAUAUAUAUUUCAGUGCGGUGAACUUGAAAAUAAUGGUUAACUGUCCAGGGUGUUCUGAUUUUGAACUAAUCUUGUUUUAUUCGGGAGAUAGGUGCUCUUUAAUUUUUGAUAAUUAAUCUUAGACAUGUAGCAGGGUUAAAUUGUAAACUUAAUUCGGCAGAUGAUUACUGGACUAAUUUUCACUUUAUAUGCUGUACAACUUAACCAUCCUUCAUUUGCACGUACUAACUGUUCUUUCUGUUGCAAUUACACUUUGCAUUUAUAGUGCCAUAUGCUGCUGUAAUAAUUAGCAUACCAAUUCUCUUGGAUUUACGUUGCAGUAAAAUAUUGUUUCUGUGCCUUCUGAACUCAAGGCCUUGAUUUCCAUAUAGGUGUAAAUUACGUGUAGUUAUCAAGAAAAAAAGUGUAGAUAAUUUACUAUAUUUAUGAGCAAUGUGGUCUUGUAAAUAAAGUGAACCAUGAUGGACUGUGAGUCUGUGACGUGGUAGGCUUAAUUCAAGGCUAAUCCAUUCAAAUUACUUGGAAUUAUGUGUGUGCAUAUGGCAAACUCCACGUACACAUCACCAUAACAACUGGUUUUUUUUUAAAUUUUAAUAACAAGGUUAUCCUUAUUUAGUUUUGAUGUUUUACUGUGUGAAGCCAUUGUGCUAUCAAAUACGUGGUUGAAAUAUUUUCGUGAUCGCAAAAAGAUUGAGAUUUUAUGAAUUUCAUUGGGGAAAAAAAUGAAGAAAUGAAUUAUGAAGUGCCUGACAAAAUCUAUUCAUGAAAAUAAUAAAGUAUUUUGUUAGGCGUUGAGUAAAUAACAUGACAAUAUAGUAAUAUAGUAAUCUAUGUAUAGCACAAAAUCGCCACAACGUAUUCAUUAAAUCAACAGAAAUGUAAACUCAACCAAAAUUCAAGCAAUAACUGUAAUUCACAGAAGGGAAGUAAUAGUACAUCAUGGUUCACUGUAUUGAUUUUGGUCUCCACUUUCUAUUAUGCAAAUUCAAAUUUCCGUCAUCUAUUCUCCAAAAGUGUUAGACUUUGUAUAUAAUGAUGAAUGAAAGAAUAAAAAAUUUAUCAAGUUUUGCAACAAA